Messenger RNA from Nylanderia fulva, 2600 nucleotides. Its product is annotated as E3 SUMO-protein ligase ZBED1. Lineage: Eukaryota; Metazoa; Arthropoda; Insecta; Hymenoptera; Formicidae. Gene Ontology annotation, molecular function: protein dimerization activity; DNA binding. The record is from RefSeq and is a predicted model, not a curated record.
UUAGAUAUAUCGGAAUACGCGUGCUCUCGCGGUAAAUUCAUCGUGCAACCACUUUUGUGGCGGCUCGGACACGUUUAUUGCGACAGGAUGCGUUUUCCUCCGGAGUUAAAUUAUGCAAUGAAAUACCACCAUUUUGAUAUGAGCAUUAUUAUUUGCAAAAAGGCAAACAACAACAUACAUGCACCGACGCCGGUGAUCGCGUGCUGAUCGUCGAACGGAGCAUCAUGGAUAACAAGCAGCAGUCUACGUUGCCGAAUGGCCCGACGAAGGUGGCCAGCGCGGCCGAGGACGCCAAGAACGACUUGCAAAUGGUAUUGACGAAAUUGAUGGAGGAGAAGCACACGUAUACGUAUAAGAAACUGGUGGUACCGCCGUCAAUGAGGAGCAUCUACUGGAAGUUUUUCGGCUUCCCGGCCACAGACGACGGUGACAUCCUCACUAAGGUGAAGAUAGUCUGUAUAUUGUGCAAGACGCAAAUCGCCUACAACCGUAACACCAGCAAUCUUCGUAUGCAUCUGCAAAACAAGCAUGCCCAGGAACUGUUGGAGCUGGAAUCGUCGAAUCCUCCGUCCAGGCAAAUUGUUACCCAGGAGAACAAGGAACGGAAAGCACAAAAGAGACUGUUGAAGGCAGGCCUGAGCCCGACGAAAUACAUCUAUACCACCAACACAGAUGGCACUGUCCAGAUUGACGGUGAUAUACAAUUUGUUACAGAUCCUAACAUAAGUCUAUCAAAUAUGGAGGAUGACAUUACCAUUGGUCAACCACUGAGAGUAAUGAUCAAGGGUGGAGGUGGGAUUAAUGGCGGCAGUCAGAAUGUGGCGUUCCUCAUGUCGGAGGAAAAUAUGACGAACCAGUCUGAUAUGAAACUGGAUAUAAAAACUGUUUCGGAUGCUAUAGCGGAAUUCAUUGUAAUGGAUCUGCAAUUGCCAGAGAUUGUAGAGGGUCGCGGAUUUCAAAGACUGGUAGCUACUUUACGCUCGCCAUGCGAGAUCCCUAGUAAGAAUAAAUUAGAGGAGGAGAUAAUACCAAGAAUAUACGAUACUUUUCGAGAAUCCGUGGCUAAUUCACUAUCCUGCAUGGCUUCAGAGCUAGCAUUAACAAUUGAAGAAUGGAAAUCAAACAAUGAAGAGAAUUUUGUUACUGUAUCAAUUUAUUACCAAAAUGUUGGAGAGGCUACAUUGGAGUGUAAAAUUUUAAGUACUCUUCAUGCACCAUUAGAUUGGGAAGAAUCUCAUUGGGGCAGUACUAUUGAUUCUCUUUUACUUGAGUGGGAUCUUAAAGUGGAGAGAAUAACAGCAGUGGUUGUUAGUACUUCUAGAACAGAAUUACUAAUGGCAUUAAGUAAUCGUGGCUUGACUUUAGUGCCGUGCUUGCUUCAUACUCUACAAGUAUGUGCACAAGCUUGUUUCGAUAAUGCUGAAGUAUCUAUCAUAUUAUCCAAAUGCAGAUCAGUCAUUGGAGCUAUUGUAAGUCAUCCAGCUGCAGCUACCGCAUUAAUUAUGCAGGAACAAUUGUUGGAGUUGGAAGAAAAUGCUAUGUUGUUGGAUUAUCCAGUUGUAUGGAUAUCAACAUAUAACAUGUUAGAGCAAAUGGUACUGCGUCGUAAUAUAGUCACAUCUAUAUUAGAAAAUUUGGAAGGAAUAGAUCAAGAGAUGUUUGAAAUUACUAAUGAACAAUGGAAAGUUAUGGAGGAUCUUGUGGGUGUUCUUGAACCAUUCAAAGUUACUAUUAUGACAUUAAGUGAAGAAAAAAUGCCUCUAAUAUCAUUGUUAAAGCCAUUACUAUGGCAACUUGUAUCUUCACAUCUUAAAGUCAAAGAAUCUGAUAGUGAUACUGCUAAAACACUUAAAGAAUCCUUGUCAGAUAUGUUAUGUGAACGAUACGCAGAGUGCAAUGUUACAUUGCUCUUACAAAUUGCAACUACUUUAGAUCCUAGAUUUAAGUCAUUGCCAUAUGUUACCGAAGAGGAUAAAAAUAUAGUUAGUGCUCCCAUAAAGGAAAUGUUGACAAAAUUGAUUCAAGAAGAAUCUGAGGAUAUCACUAUAAAGACUGAAGCAGAAGAAACAGUACAAAGUAAAAGACCUAGAUCAGGUAUGAAACUCUUACUUGGUGGUUUAUGCUCAACCAAAACUGGAAUGCCAGCGGAGGAAAAAGCGGAUCUCGAAGUUGUGCAAUAUCAAUCGGAAUCUACAGCACCGCUUGAUUAUUGUCCCUUGCAAUGGUGGUCUAAAGUAUCUGCGAAAUGUCCGAAUUUGGCCAAACUGGCAAACAGAUAUCAUUGCGUACCUGCAUGUUGCGCACCACCUACGCGCAUUCCGGCAGACGUACAAAUACAAUACGAUACAAAGCGAGCAACAAUACCACCUCACCUGAUCGAUAAACUACUUUUCCUACAUGGCAAUCAUACCAUGCAGGUGUAAAAGGUAUUCUAAAAUUAAUGGAAAAAAUUGUUUGAAAAAUACUUUACUAUAGACGAUAUUUUCGUAAUGUACAUGUCAAAUCUAACGUACAUAGUGUAAGUCUAAAAUAAUAUGCUAGAGAAAACUCUUGUACAAGUGUACAAUAUAUAUAUAUUACUUUAUAUAUAUACAUAUAUA